Molecule: messenger RNA, 438 nt
Organism: Prorocentrum cordatum
Lineage: Eukaryota; Dinophyceae; Prorocentrales; Prorocentraceae
Source: the annotation of a GenBank genome assembly
CCCUGCACCAUGGCGUCCUCGUGCGUGCUCGCCGUCUCGCUGCUGGCCCUGGCCAUGCUGUCGCCGGCGACGUCCGAGCGGGCCCUCCGCGUGCAUGCCGCCGGUCGCCGGGAUGAGACGCACCCCCCGCCCGAGCCCGCGGUGCCGGAGCUGCCGGCCAAGGCGGAGGACGGUGCGUUCGCAGACAAGGGCACGGCGUGCAGCGCCUGCAAGUAUGCGGCCACGGGCUCCUGCGCGAUGUACAAGACGUGCAUCUGCUACGCCACCAACUCCUUCUUCGAGGUGAUGGGUGUCCCGAGCCCGACUGACACCAGCAACUGGCACUGGGCGUGCGGCAACGAGGGUGGGGACAAGUACGAGCUGUGCUUCUCCGUCAACGAGCACUACGAGGACACCUUCGGCGACAAGACCGAUCCGAACAAGCCCAAGUGCCCGUGA